Triticum turgidum subsp. durum (durum wheat) is the source of this 906-nucleotide messenger RNA. NCBI's taxonomy places the organism in Eukaryota, Viridiplantae, Streptophyta, Magnoliopsida, Poales, Poaceae. The record is from the annotation of a GenBank genome assembly.
AUGGCUCGCCUCUGCUUCACCACGCCCAUGCCGCACCUCCGCCGCCGCUACUCCUCCUCCACCUCGCCGCCUUCACGCCGCUGGGAACCCCGACCCGCCUUUGCCGCAGCCACGGAGCGCGUCCGCGCCGGGACGCUCAGCCCUGAAGACGCACACCACCUGUUCGACGUAUUGCUACUGCAGGCCAACCCGGUCCCCGAGCGCUCCCUCAACGGCUUCCUUGCCGCGCUCGCCCGUGCUCCGGCCUCCGCUGCUUUCAGAGAUGGACCCUCCCUUGCUCUCGCCCUCUUCAACCGCGUCUGCCGACAAGAAGCAGGGCCACGGGUGGCGCCGCCCACAGUCUGCACCUACAACAUCCUCAUGGACAGCUGCUGCCGUGCAUGCCACCCGAACCUAGGCCUUGCCUUCCUCGGCCGCUUCCUCAGGACGGGCCUCAAGGCAGACCAGAUCGUCGCCAACAACCUCCUCAAGUGCCUCUGCCACGCAAAACGGACAGAUGAGGCUGUCAACAUGCUGCUUCAUAGGAUGUCCGAGUUCGGUUGUGUGCCUGAUGCCAUCUCAUACUCCAUAGUACUUAAGAGCUUAUGUGACAAUAGCAGGAGCCAGCAAGCGCUCGAUCUGCUCCAGAUGGUAAGGAAAGGAGGUGCCUGCUCCCUCGAUGUGGUGGCAUAUAGCACAGUCAUCCACGGCUUCUUUAAGGAGGGUGAAAUAAGCAAGGCAUGCAAUCUAUUCCAUGAAAUGGUGCAGCAAGGGAUUGUGCCUAAUGUGGUGACAUAUAGCUCGAUUAUUGAUGCCUUGUGCAAGGUCAGGGCGAUGGACAAGGCAAAGCUGGUCCNNUACUUGGAACUCAUUCAUGUACUCCCUUUGCAAGCAUGGAAGAAGCAAAGAAGCUGCAGAAUUUUUUGA